AUCACUGUUCUAUGAAUUUAUCGCAUUCAAAAAGUUAUGGCAAUGUAAAUUCACCAAUAUCAAAUGCGUUGUUUUGUGAAUUUGGCUCUCUUAUUUUUCCUAUAAUUCUAUUGUAGCUUUAAAAUGUAUUAGGCAAUAGGCAUGGAAGAAUUCUAUAAUCGCUAUCUCCGUGCUUGCAAAGAAUGCAACGUCAGUCCUUUGGAAUGUGUUGAUUCUCAAAUGCAGCUUCACAACAAGGAUGGCGAGAGAAUUCUCGAUUUGUCAUCUUGUAGCCUUUCUCCGGAAGAUUGUUUUGCACUAGCAAAAACAUUUGCGCUCGAUACGUUCUUCAAAGAUGUGCGUUUCACCGACUGCCUGUUGAACGAGGAUUCGUCUAAGAUACUCUUGUGUGGCUUCUUCCACACAAAAUCCUUAAAAAACUUGGACCUCAAGGGGAAUAAUUUACGAAGCUCUGGUGCAGAAAUCGUUGGCCUGUUUCUCACCAAAAAUACGUCGGUUCGAUGCUUGCGUUUGGAUUGGAACUCUUUGGGACUUUGGGGUAGUGGACUUGGCAAGUUGGCAGAGGGUUUGGUUAUAAAUGAAACGUUGCUCGUGCUGGAUCUGAGGAAUAAUCAAAUAUCUCAUCAUGGUGCGAAGGAAUUGGCUUUGGCACUCAAAAGCAAUUCAACAUUAAAGGCACUUGACUUGCGGUGGAAUAAUGCUGGUCUCCUUGGUGCUCGUGCUUUCCUAUCAGCUUUGCAGUAUAACAAGUCGUUGACCACCUUGGAAUUGCAAGGAAACAAUGUGCCUCAAGAUAUUGUAAAGGCCAUCACUGUUGCAUUAAAUUUGAAUGCUGAGAGGGAAAGUGCAAGAAACGAGGAGGCAAUGAGGACGGACAAGAUGAUGAAAACCAUUGAAAAAUUGAAUUUGAAAAUACAAUGCAGGUUUCCAUGUUGCAAAAAAAACUUGACGCACAAGGAAAAGAAAACGAAGAGCUGUCGAAAUCAAGUAGCGACAGAAUAAAUCUAUUGAAGAAAUCUUUGAAAGAAAGUGAAGCAUCUUUUAAUGAGAUUUCAGCGCAGGUGGAGUCUUUGAAGAAUGAAACAGCGAUCAAAGACAACAAGAUAUCAACCUUGGAAAAAUCAUUGAUUGAUGUUAGAAACGAGCUUUCUUCGGAGAAGGCUCAGCGCACGGCCAUAGAAAGCGAUUUUCAAAGAUUAAAGGAAGAAAAGUCAAAGCUUGAUAUUACACUUGCCGAACUGAAGGAACACAAACUCGCUUCUAAAGAUUCAAUU
Xenia sp. Carnegie-2017 is the source of this 1274-nucleotide messenger RNA. RefSeq names its product leucine-rich repeat-containing protein 45-like. The record is from RefSeq and is a predicted model, not a curated record. Gene Ontology annotation, cellular component: centrosome. NCBI's taxonomy places the organism in Eukaryota, Metazoa, Cnidaria, Anthozoa, Malacalcyonacea, Xeniidae. Gene Ontology annotation, molecular function: protein binding.